This is a messenger RNA of Pomacea canaliculata, 2215 nucleotides long. Its product is annotated as RNA-binding protein 41-like. The transcript is spliced from 6 exons. Gene Ontology annotation, cellular component: U12-type spliceosomal complex. Gene Ontology annotation, biological process: mRNA splicing, via spliceosome. Lineage: Eukaryota; Metazoa; Mollusca; Gastropoda; Architaenioglossa; Ampullariidae. The record is from RefSeq and is a predicted model, not a curated record. The coding region runs from base 559 to 1992 and encodes 477 amino acids. Gene Ontology annotation, molecular function: U12 snRNA binding; pre-mRNA intronic binding.
UAACUCCGGGUUGCUACUACUGCAAUCAUUAUGCACACUUGUUAUAAAUUCAAUAAAACAAAUAACAUUUGAAAAAAAUAGAUGGAAUUUUGUUAUUGUCAUAGCGAAAUAUUGUAGGUCACACUGAUUUCAUGUGUAAUGGCCUGUCCGGGUCGUUUGUAGUGUUCAGCUGUUAUAGAGCACUUCCACGACUUGGACGAGAUCAUUUUCGGUGUUUUUCGCAUCACAUGCCACACCCCAUCAUGCCAGUCUGUGCCAAAAGCCCUUUUAAAGUCGAUGAAGCUGUGAUAGAGGUCCCAACGAUGCAGAAUAUACUUCUAUAUGAGGAUGGGAAAGUUAAAAAUCUUCUCAACUGUGCUGAAGUACUUUAGGCUUAGUUUUAGUACCAAACAUAUUUUUUCUCUCUAUGGUUAUAAAAUGCAUUCUAAAAUUGUAGAAUUAAUGAAUAGCUAAAGAAUGCAUUCUAUAAUUAUAAAAUGAAUUAUAUAGCUAGAGAAUACAUUGUAGAGAGAGAAUUUCACUCUUGGUGCUCCAUACUUGGGAGCUUACCAGCAAUGUAUGCCCAGACAUAUAUUUCACAAUGUAUGGAGUUGUAGUGGAAACCCUAAGCGCCUACAGACAGGGCAAGUGAUAAGCAUGUCAGGUGUUUCACCUGCAUCCUGGAUGACAGCUGGUGAGACUUUUGAGACAGAAGGAGAAAGGCAGCUCAAAGCAAUGGCCCAGAGACAACUGAGAAAAGACAUCACAUUCAAUGAGCUUUUGACCCAGAAGCACCAUUUCGAAAAAGCAGGCCAGUACAAGCCUGAUACCAAGGAGAUAAGGGGGAUCAUGAGUCUUGGUGACUAUUCAUCUGUUGCUGACACUGACAGUUGUGUGGAAAUGCUGCGACAGUGUGGGCUCAAAGAUGAUGAAAUUAGACUUUACUUGUCUAAAAUAAGACCUACUCAUAAUCAGAAUCCUCAGAGUACAGCUAUGACAAUAAACCCAGCUGUUAAGCAUGAGCGACUUCAAGCAAUCGAAGCUAAAAUCAGUGAGAAGGAAGCACUUCUGACUCAGGCUAAUACGUUCAGAGGCGUGCAGGAACUGAGUCGACAGCAGCUCGAUCUGGAGAAAUCCCUGUUCCGUGGAACUGAGAGAAAAGCUGCAGCAAUCGGUGGUCUGCUGACAAAACAGAAAACCCCAAAAUCUGGAGUAUCUAGUGACCCUAUAAACUGUCUUCCAGAAAUGUUGGCUGACAUUGAAGCUCGUGCUCAAGAGAAGAUAAAACAGAAGAGGAGGCAUCGCAAGAAAAAUCUGAAACACGUGGAGCCGACUGUGAUCUCUGACGAUAUUUCAAGUGGAGUGAGUGACAGCUGCUCACAUGGGCAAGACUUUGUAGGGUGUUUGACUCGAGAGGAAACACAAGCAUUGCAACAAUUAUCAGCCAAGUCAUCAGGUAUUAAUAAAAUCAGUGCCAGGGACAGCCAGUCAGUUACUGUUGAUGAGAAACUUGACAGACUUAAACAGCAAGAUGUCGAGAGAAAUAGACAGAUGCCUACUUUGGCAGUGCAUGAAAAAACUUGCACAAAUCAAUUGCAAGACAACAGCGCUGCUGAGAAUGCAAAGGAGAAAGCUCAUAAACCGAAAGUGAUUGAGAGACAUAUAGAAUUUGUGCCGCAAGACUAUAUUAUAGAGAACAGGCUGAGUGAAGACGAAAUCAGAUGCUUACCAAAGUUUGAAAACUAUGAAGCUGGUAGUCCAGGCAAUGUUCUGUAUGUAAAGAACCUGUGCAGUCGUACAUGUGAAGCGGACCUUGUCUCACUGUUUGGUCGCUACCAAAAGCCUGAUGGACCCCCCAUUGUGUACAGGCUGAUGACGGGCAGAAUGAGAGGGCAAGCUUUCAUCACGUUUGAAAAUGUGAAAACAGCAUCAGAUGCCCUCACACUUGUGAAUGGCUUCAAGCUACACGAGAGGCCUUUAAUUAUACAGUAUGGAAGAAGACCCAAUUCUUGAGAAAAUGUUGUAAAUCAGACACAAUGGUACAGAACAGAUUUUGAACUGAAAGUCAUGAUAGAUAGUAGAAGUGAUCUUUGUGACCCAUUCCAGAUUGGUGCAUUGAUCUGUAAAUAGUAAUAAACCUAAGCUACCAGUCCUGCUAGGUGUUCUGUUUCUCACCAAAAUACACAUUGCAGAUACCAGAUACAAUUUGAGCAUGUAAAAGAGUAUUUAAAAUCUU